AUGGCCACGAUCGAGCCACGCUUAAUUCAUCUGCUCAACGAGCCGACGAGACCGCAACUCAACCAUGCCGAUCUUCCACCCCUUCAUUCCCUUGCAUUCCCUUCGGCCACAGAUCGAUCAUUGCCCCCAAUCGAGUCCGACGCGAACCAUCGUGGUGACAGGCCACCUGCUGACACGCAAUCUGUUAUUAACGCUGUUGAUUUGAUAAAUUUGACCAACGAUGAUCUUUCUCUUGAGCUUCGCAAGGAAGGGAAUGGCCAGGAUGGAAAGAUUGCACCGGUUUCUGGAGGAUUUCCGCUACGAAUAGCUUCGAGCGACUCGGAUGUUAUAGAACCAGCCAAUUCGAUAAGUCGGCUAUUAGACGACGGUCCUGAGCUUCUUGAAGACGUAUCGAACAAAAAGCGACAUCGUGGCCUUCAUGUCAAGGAUGAUUUCAUGCAGCUCCCACAACCACUGAAAAAGCAAAAAGCCGCCCAGCAAGCGCCGGUAAUGCCACCGAUCAUCAACGGGCUUCAUGAACCUCCACCCCACGCCGCUUUGUUCCCUCCCAUAUCGUCUGAUUCGUUCGAUGGCAAGGAUGGCUCGCAUAUGAAGAUAAUGCCCGAUUUUACGCAGUCUUCCGCCCAGUCAUCCACUCAACCGUCCCAAGAGGCUGAAUCGGUUCCGGUUACCAACAAAACGCGAAAGCGUACCAGCAAACCGAGGCGGAAGUGGUCUGAGGAGGAGACAACCCAUUUGUUAUUGGGUGUUAAUCGACAUGGGGUCGGAAAGUGGACGAGCAUCCUUGAAGAUACCGAUUUCAAGUUUAACGACCGGACAGCUGGGGAUCUUAAGGAUCGGUUUAGGACGUGCUGUCCCGAGGAGCUUCGCAAGUCCAACCGGACGCUUGAACUAGACUCGCCAUCACGUUCCCACCGAGGGUCGAACCAGAAGGGCAAGACGGAUGUGCACUUUGAAAGGAUAUUGAUAGAUGGAAAUACUGCAUCAACAAAAGACACUGCCUCAGCAAUGCAGCAAGAGGUUGACACUACUCCUAAGCAGAAAAAAAGCCGAGCACAUCGCAAGAAGAUGGAAGAUCUUGUGGAGCUCGGUAUUCAUGGGCCCUUCAAGAAGUCUCAUCGCCGCGAACGUCGACCUUUUACUGAACAAGAUGACAAUGAAAUUCUUCAGGGGUUAGAGAUCCAUGGACCCGCUUGGACCAAGAUUCAAAGGGACCCGCGCUUCCAUCUUUCCAGUAGGCAACCAACAGAUUUGAGAGAUCGAGUACGCAACAAGUAUUCCAGUGUUUAUCAACGAAUAGAGAAAAGCAAUCUUCAAGCCAGGGAGAUGAGUCGAGGGAACGAUGUUAUGGAGCCAUCUGUGAGAUUACCGGCUGGGAACUCAUUUAAACCUCCGAAGGCUACAACGCUAGAACCACAAAUGAACCAGUCGACAUCGCGCGAAGAUCUUUCUCGAUGGCCAGCUCAGCAAAGAAUCGAGACAGGCGAAAUUAUGGGAACAGCUCAAGUUUUCGAAUUCGGUGAAACUGUGCCGCCUCAGUUCAUGGGCGGUGAAAUGGACAUAUCGCGCCUAUUACUUGACGAUGCCAAGCUUUCGCCAGCGAUUUCACGAUCUGGUAUCGAGGGCGUCCCUGGUCUUUCUCCACCAGCAAAUACCCCACAGAAAAGUCACGACAAAGAUGGGAUGCAACACCCGACACGCGCUGGUUAUCGGUCGCUUAUCACUUGUAUCUGA
Molecule: messenger RNA, 1734 nt
Organism: Fusarium redolens
Lineage: Eukaryota; Fungi; Ascomycota; Sordariomycetes; Hypocreales; Nectriaceae
Exons: 2
Coding region: 1-1734 (577 amino acids)
Source: RefSeq, a predicted model, not a curated record